This is a messenger RNA of Xenopus laevis (African clawed frog), 1432 nucleotides long. It is a transcript of the gene qtrt1.S, whose product is annotated as queuine tRNA-ribosyltransferase 1 S homeolog. Gene Ontology annotation, cellular component: cytoplasm; cytosol; mitochondrial outer membrane. Gene Ontology annotation, biological process: tRNA modification; tRNA wobble guanine modification. Gene Ontology annotation, molecular function: tRNA-guanosine(34) queuine transglycosylase activity. Lineage: Eukaryota; Metazoa; Chordata; Amphibia; Anura; Pipidae. The record is from RefSeq and is marked provisional.
CCGCGUUUCAGAGCAAGAUGGCGGCGACCAAGAGCCACGCUCUAGUACACCGGGUGUUAGCGGAAUGCCCGGUGACCAAGGCGCGGGCGUGUGAGUUACAGAUGCCCCAUGGCCCAGUGAAGACUCCCGUGUUCAUGCCCGUCGGGACGCAGGGAACCAUGAAAGGGGUGACGGCGGAUCAGCUGCGGAAUCUGGGCUGUGAGAUCUGCCUGGGGAACACGUAUCACCUCGGGAUGAGGCCGGGUCCUGAGAUCAUGAAGAAGGCAAGUGGCCUCCACGGUUUUAUGAACUGGGACAGAAACCUUCUUACUGACAGCGGUGGGUUUCAGAUGGUUUCCCUGGUGGAGCUGUCAAAGGUGACGGAAGAAGGGGUGCAAUUCAGAUCUCCCUACGAUGGGAAAGAGAUCCUGCUCACCCCAGAGAAAUCCAUUGAAAUCCAAAAUGCAUUGGGCUCUGAUAUCAUGAUGCAACUAGAUGAUGUAGUGAGCAGCACAAUCUCAGGCCCCCGUGUGGAGGAAGCCAUGCACAGGUCUAUCCGCUGGUUGGAUCGAUGUAUUGCGGCCAACGGUAACCCCGAUCGGCAGAAUCUGUUUGCCAUAAUCCAAGGUGGUCUGGAUGCUGAACUGCGCAAGCAAUGUUUGCAGGAGAUGACUAAACGGGAUGUCCCUGGCUUUGCUAUUGGUGGCCUGAGCGGAGGAGAAGAGAAAGAUCACUUCUGGAGGAUGGUGACCCUCAGCACUGACCAUUUGCCUCGGGACAAACCUCGUUACCUUAUGGGAGUGGGGUACGCUACUGACCUUGUGGUAUGUGUAGCUCUGGGCUGUGAUAUGUUCGACUGCGUUUUCCCAACAAGGACAGCUAGGUUCGGAUCAGCGCUGGUUCCCUGGGGUUCCCUGCAGCUAAAGAGCAAACAGUUUGCUAAAGAUUUCCAGCCCAUAGACAAGAACUGUGAUUGUCCCACUUGUCAAAGGUACAGCCGGUCCUAUAUCAAUGCCUUGUUUAAAAGUGACACUGCUGCUAUGCACCACAUUACAAUACAUAACAUUGCCUAUCAGCUGAACCUUAUGCGCUCUGUGAGGGAGAGUAUCCUGCAGGGUCGUUUCCCCCAGUUUGUGCAGGACUUUAUGAAAACCAUGUAUGGCAGCAAAGACAAGUAUCCCCAAUGGGCUGUGGCUGCUCUGGAGACAGUCGGCAUCACCCUGCAGUGACGUCUGUACUUUACUCUGGCCACUGAGGAAUAAGGAGCAAAACAUGAAAUCUGCCUCUUUAUAUUGUAGACUUCACACUGAACGGAGACUCUGCGCCAGACACAAUAGCCCUCAAUGGGCUUAUAACUUAUUGGCAAAAAUCUUGUGUUCAUAGUUCCGUUUUUAUGAAUUACUUCUUAUUUUUUUUUUUUAAACUUUUAAAUAAAAGGCCAAGUUUUUAACAA